CCGCGUACAUUCAUAGACAUAGGCUAAUUAUUAGUUGUGUAACACAGGGUCUCAAACUUUACGAAUGACAUGGCAUUCGUUUUUUUGUCGGAAAUGUAAUAAUGUCAGCUACGUGCCAUGUACAAAUAGAACUAAAAAUUCUUAGGUACUCUGCGUUUAGUGUCUUGUCAACCUAUAAUGAGUCAUGCUAGCCGUAAGCUAAACACUUACUUUAUCGCAUACCUAAUCUGCACUAACACUCCCACUUUUAGUCAAAGUCAAAUCAUUGCUGAUGUUGCGACACACUGCUCAAACUUUGCCUUGUAGAUUUCGAACAGCGACACUUCUCAGAUCAGCGGAGGUAUAAACUUGGCUUGUCCGCUAUGGGAAACGCAUUCUGUAACAACCUUCACAUCCCUUCACCUAAGGGUCCCAAUGCAGUGGGUUGCACUGACUUUAUGAUGGAUCACACAGUGCAGGGCAGCUUUUUCCGCCUUUACUAUCCUUGUGAGAGGAUGGACAAGGCUGAGAUGCCAGACUGGAUCCCCAGCAGAGAAUACUUUAACGGUUUGGCAGACUUUAUGAAAAUCAACAGGACUUUUAGUGAAAGGAUAUUCAACUUUCUUUUUGGGUCCUUUAAGAUACCAGCCGACUUGGAUGCUCCAUUUCGCUCCAGUGAGAAAUGUCCUGUAGUUAUAUUUUCCCACGGUUUAGGAGCAUUCAGGACGUUGUAUUCCACUAUUUGUACAGAACUCGCCUCUCAGGGUUUCAUCGUGGCUUCCGUGGAACACAGGGACCUGUCCGCCUCAGCCACGUAUCACUAUCGAGAAAAGAAUCCCACAAAAGCGUCUUCGCCAGACAAUCUAGUGAGAGAAUGGAUAUACUACAGAACUCUGCAGCAAGGGGAGCAAGAAUUUCCCAUAAGAAACCAGCAAGUGAACCAAAGGGCGGAUGAAUGCGUCCGUGCUCUCGAUAGACUAACGGACAUAAACUCAGGGCUGCCGGUACAAAAUGUCUUACAAACACAUUUUGACUGGACCACAUUACAGAAUUCCAUGGAUCUGGGCAAAGUAGCCGUGAUGGGGCAUUCCUUCGGAGGGGCAACAGCUAUAGAAGCUCUAGCUAAAGACACUAAAUUCAAGUGUGCCGUGGCGCUGGAUGCCUGGAUGUUGCCGUUAAGGGACGACACCUUUUGUCAAAUAAAGCAGCCCAUUUUCUUCAUCAACUCAGAGAAGUUCCAGUGGGCUGAGAACAUCAAGUGCAUUCAAAAGUUGGACUCGUGCGACACCCAGAGGAAAAUGAUGACUAUCAGAGGUACCGUGCAUCAGGCUUUCCCAGACUUCACCUUCCUGACGGGAGACUUCAUCGGGAAGCUGAUGAAGCUGAAGAGCGACAUCGACCCAGAAAUGGCCAUCAAUCUCUCCAACAAAGCAACACUCGCCUUUCUGCAAAGACAUCUUGGUUUGGAAAAGGACUUCAAUCAGUGGGAUCCUCUGAUUGAAGGUGAUGAUGAAAACCUCAUUCCAGGAACUAAUGUCACUUUGCUUCAGUCGGCCAUGUGACUUGCAGCGUGCACUACUAUAUACUCUGGUAUAUUAGUACUGUAUGCUGCAUGAAGUAACCAGAACCUCAACCUCCUAUUUAAAACGGACCACGAUUGUUGACAAAGACUGCCAGUGUAACCGUCUUUUUUAAAAAAAAAACUGACAAUUUCCAAGUAUUAUUUAAAUCUUUAAUGUUAACCAGCAGUUUCUAAAAUUAUUUUAAAUCGUACUGUAUUUCUAUGACACAAGCAAAAACAAUGAUGCCGAAUAUUAGAAUAAAAAAAGUGCCUUCCAGUUUUUGUACUCACUAAUUAAUAAAGUGUCUACCCUAAUGACAGCCUG
This is a messenger RNA of Doryrhamphus excisus (bluestripe pipefish), 1865 nucleotides long. RefSeq names its product phospholipase A2, group VII (platelet-activating factor acetylhydrolase, plasma) (gene pla2g7). Gene Ontology annotation, molecular function: 1-alkyl-2-acetylglycerophosphocholine esterase activity. Lineage: Eukaryota; Metazoa; Chordata; Actinopteri; Syngnathiformes; Syngnathidae. The record is from RefSeq and is a predicted model, not a curated record.